Molecule: messenger RNA, 1059 nt
Organism: Mycena citricolor
Lineage: Eukaryota; Fungi; Basidiomycota; Agaricomycetes; Agaricales; Mycenaceae
Source: the annotation of a GenBank genome assembly
CUCCCAACUUUCGACCAUCCUCUCUCUCAUGGCCUCGCGGUGUCUCGUACGGGGAUCUAUCAAUGUGGACGAAUUCUUCCAAGGCAAGGGGUUCGACGAUAUCGUCUCCCCAGGCCAAACAAUCUCGUCCACGAAUCUCGUCAGACGGCCUGGCGGCAAGGGCGCUAACCAAGCCGCCGCUAUCGCACGCGCCGGCGGGCUCGUGGACCUCGUGAGCGCGGUCGGGCAUGAUGGGACAUGGGUCAGGGACGAGCUCACGGCAUCGGGCGUGAACACGGAGAGCGUGGCGGUCGUGCAAGAAAGCACCGGACGCGCGAUCAUCCAAGUGUCGCAGAGCGGAGAGAACAGCAUAAUUCUGUUCAAAGGCGCAAACGAUUCGACCCUGCCAUCGCACACGAUCCACCCAGAUACCACACAUCUCGUUCUGCAGAACGAGAUCCCUCUCAAGGAUACCCUCGACUAUCUCUCCAUUGCAUCAGCCAGGAACAUCGCCUCUGUCUUCAACCCAUCGCCGAUGCCCUCAGCCGAAGAGCUCCUUCACUUCCCGUGGAACGACCUGACGUGGCUCGUAGUGAACAACGGCGAGAUGCGAGAGAUCUGUGUCGCACUCGGCUUGGCCAUCCCACCCGCGCUGCCGAGUGCCGCAGUGGAUUGUGCUCGAGUAUUGCUCCAUCUGCUGGCGAAGCACACACCGAAAACAAAGAUCGUCUGCACCCUCGGCGGUGAUGGGCUGCUCGCAAGACUGGGCGAGGAAGACCCGGUCUACGUGCCCGCCGCCAAGCUACUAGGAUCAAAUCGCGAUACGACGGGUGCCGGCGACUGCUUCACUGGCUAUCUUGUGGCUGGGUUGAUGGAUCUGUCGGUUGGACAAACGGAUGACUACGUCGCGGUCCUCCGGCGAGCGACACAGGCCGCGGGAAUGUGUGUGGAAAAGCCGGGUGCAAUGGCGAGCAUCCCUCUGGCCUCUGACGUUGAUGCUCGUAUGAAAUCGAGUGGAUAGAUUAGGCCGGGUCCCAUAGCAGAUCAUCCAACGCAACGUCGAGCUCUUUCGCCAGUAUC